AUGUCAAUCAAUAUUACAUACGAUACUCCAGAAUUUUGGAACAAGGUAAACUCGAUUAUUGGAUGGCCUGUAAAUCAUCGUACGUUUAAUGACAGAUUGAAUUCUUUGCAGGGACUUACAAAAACCAAAAGAUUGAAGAGUUUUUCGAAAUUAUAUCAACUUUACAAAUUGAUCAAUGAAAAAGGAGGUAUAUGUCAUAUUGUUACACAUGAUGGGAAAAUUUAUGAUAAUGUUGAUAUUUUAAAUAAAACAAAUGAAGAAGAAUUAAUUAUUGAUGCGAUUUCACUAAUUACACCUGUGGCAUCUUAUUUUAUCAAAUCAGAAGUAUUUAAUAAGCUCCUUUUAAUUGACGCUAUCCACAUUGAUUCAGUUGCGGGUGGAAAUAUUGCCAUUUUGGCAAUAACCCUCCCGAACAGAUCCCCACUUCCUCUUAGUUUUGGUUGGGGCAAAACCGAAGAUUCGUUACUAAUCAAAGUCGUUUUGAAUAAUUUCAUCAAAGUUGUAACAGGUAAAGGCUUAAAAAUUGAAGAGAAAAUAACAUACAUAAUAUCAGAUAAAGGUACAGGAAUAAAAUCAGCUCUUGAUGAGCUUAAUUUAUCACAAUUUCAUUUAUUAUGCUUGUUUCAUUUGGCUAAGAAUCCCGAUUUUAUUAGAGUUCGGCCUCAAAUUUUGAAAAUUACAAAUGCACUUUCCUCAGAAGAAUGGGAUACACAAGUUUCAAAAAUUGAAUCUGAAAUUUAUAAAAUUUAUAAUUAUAAAAGCAAAAAGGUCUCCGCUUUCAUCGAUGAUCUUAAAAGUAUUAACCCAUUUAAUCGUUCAAAAUUCGAUCAUGGAUUUUUAAGCAGCUCUGUAAUAGAAUCGUUCAAUAGCAUUUUAAAAGCUAUGGACUUGGAUGAAAUAAUCAAAUGGUUUUCCUUCAUAAGCAUGUAUCAAUACAGCAAAAUUCAUGACUUAUUUUCAAAAGCUAUGGAAAAUGAAUUUUUGAAUACAAAUUUAUUCAACAUAGAGAGGGAUAUAUUUUAUUGGGAAGUUCAUAAAGUAGAACACACAAAUUUUUAUCUCGCGCGGCACAUAUAUAAAAAUACAAAAUACAAGAUAUUUAUGGAAGAAGGACAUAAAAUAACUUGCGAAUGUCCAUUUUACAAGAGAACCUUAUUACACUGUGUACAUAUCCAUAGUUUUUUAGAUAUUUUCCAAAACAAAAUUGGGAUUGAUCCAAGUUCUAUAACAAGUGAAAUUGGUUAUUUUUACAAAAAAUCAAGCUACCUUAACUUGAUUGAUGAUAUUAAGGAAUUAAAAAUAAGCUUUGACAAUGUUGCAGAAAGCCCAAACGUAAAACCGCCAGAAGUUAAAAACAGAAGAUCAAUAAAACGUAAAAGGCUCAGAGAUUGGACUGAAAAUUAA
This is a messenger RNA of Trichomonas vaginalis G3, 1404 nucleotides long. RefSeq names its product Far1-related sequence. The coding region runs from base 1 to 1404 and encodes 467 amino acids. The record is from RefSeq and is a predicted model, not a curated record. NCBI's taxonomy places the organism in Eukaryota, Parabasalia, Trichomonadida, Trichomonadidae. Gene Ontology annotation, molecular function: zinc ion binding. The transcript has a single exon.